AUGGGCAAUUUAUGCCAGUGCUGCGGCAUCAGGGACAAGGGGCCGGCCGGCUUGCUGCAGUGCGGUAGUGAAGGCAAUGACGAGCAUCAUCUGACUCCGACCACCAAUCAGGAACAAGCUGCGUCUGGUUCCAUUCAUGCAGUGAAAGAGCCCAUGCACACGGAUUUGGCCAGCGAGGCCAGUGUGUUACCGUCUGGAGCAUCAUCCGGAACCGUCACGUGCGGGGACCUGCAAAAUCCGGAGCUCCUCUUGGCUGAUUCCGACAGAAGCCAGCUCGACAAGCAGAGUCUAAGUUCAUCUGAGUCGUCGCAGUCCGUGUCGUCGGUGGUUGAGGAACUUUCUCUUGAGCCGUUUGCUCAGUACUACCAGUUGGCGCCUACACUGCUGGGCAGAGGUUCCUUCGGCAGUGUACGUGUCUGCAAGAGUUGCCUCACGCACCAGGAGUUCGCUGUCAAGACGAUGGCUACCCAGGAUUCGUCCCAACUUGAAUUGUGCACACUGAGGACAUUGGACCAUCCAAACAUCGUGAAAAUCCAUGGUCUUUACAAUGACGAGAGUUCAAUGGUUUUCAUGGUGAUGGACAAGUAUAUGGGCGACCUUACGUGUGCGAUCAGGGACGUCGAUGGCGCUUUUGUGGACGUGGCGCAUGUUGCCUGCCAGAUGAUUACCUCCAUCCACUACCUCCACCAGAGGAGCAUAGUGCACCGAGAUGUGAAGUGUAGCAAUUAUCUCAGGGACCGGGAGGAUGUGAUGGACAAACGAUGCAAGGUUGUUCUGACAGACUUCGGUUCAGCGCGAACCGCAGGACUUGAUGACCGCUUGUGCAGCCGCGUCGGCACAGAGCCGUAUUGGUCCCCGCAGGUUUACGAUUGCGAUUAUUCUUCGAAAGCAGACUUGUGGGGCAUAGGGGUCAUCAUGUACAUCCUUUUGAAAGGCUCCUACCCCUUCACAAGCGAGUCGAAAGCCAGGAAGAUGAAGGUGUUAGUUGGUCCGGCAAGGAACACGCACCCUUCCUGCGUGGAUUUGACGCGCAAACUGCUAGCAAAGGCGGAGGAGGACCGACUUUGUGCUUGCGAGGCCAUGGCUCAUGCUUUCAUAGCCGGAGAAGCCCGCGCAAGCAAUGAAAUUGCAUGGCUUCGGAAUUAA
Symbiodinium sp. CCMP2592 is the source of this 1146-nucleotide messenger RNA. NCBI's taxonomy places the organism in Eukaryota, Dinophyceae, Suessiales, Symbiodiniaceae. The record is from the annotation of a GenBank genome assembly.